UGUCGAUAUUCUGGUGUUCAGAUGGGAACUGUAAAAACAGAACUCACUUUUGAGGAUUUGACAGGUUUCCGGGCCCUACCGAUCCAGAUGUCUCUUGUAAAAUUGAUCUCACUCAUGCCCAAUUCGUUAAAUAAAAUUACUAAAUUCAUAAUUGAUAUAUUGCUUAUAUUAUACUUGAUUGCUGGUACUAUCCAAACUUACAGUAUCUUUGGUGGAUGGAAGGAGGCAUACAAUCAAAAGCAUUUCCUUAAGGUUUCCAACUCUAUAAACUACACAGUUCUUUUUAUUGAUCUACUUCAAAAAAUCACCCUCUUGAGGUUCAACACAUCUGCGAUAGAAACACUUGGAAAUUGGGCAAAAAAAGUAAAAAUAAGGAUCGGAAAUAAUGAAACCAAUCUAAUAAAAGUUGUCAAAAUUGUCAACAAAUUUCAUUCUGUGACAAGUAACAUUGCAGCACUAUUUUGGGCAUUUUACCCACUGAUCACAGGCAAAACUAUAUUGCCACUUAAAUAUCCAUUUUUAAGUCAGUUUUUAUCAACAAUUUCCUUUCCCGUGGAGUUCAUUAUUUAUACCGGCUUUAGUACAGUCAUCUCCUAUGGCGCUGCGGUUUUUCUCUACGCUCUUGCUCUAUUCAGUACAGAAAUUCACAGAUUAGCAGACGACUGGGCCAGCCUAACUUACGAUAGUAAACAGCCUCAAUUGUAUCGACAACAGUUCAAAUUACUUGUAGAAAGACAUGUUGAACUUCUUAAAGUUUUAGUUAAUAUCAAAAAGUUGCAUGAAGGUGCAUUUGGUUUUCAAAUUAUCAUAACUAUGUUAUUGAUAUUCACCGGUACUUUUGGAAUUAUAAAGCUCGAUGAUGAUGCAGUUACACUCAUUAUAAUAACAACUCCGUUUGGGGUCCUGACGACCAGUGAAUUUUUCUUGAUGUGUUGGAUCGGCGUUCAAAUUACAGACGGUUUUUCGAGUAUUCACCAAAAAUUGUACUUCACCAAUUGGUAUGAUACCCCUGCGAACGACAAGCUCAGUUUACAGAUUGUUAUGGAGUUUUCUAAGAAGCCGAUUAUUUUGACUGGAGUUAAAAUAUAUACUGCUUCAUUGACUACUUUUGGAAAUGUUAUGAAAGAAACAUUUUCAUUGUACACUGUACUCAAAGCCCUCAUGGGUUAAUGCUACAACUUACAUUUAACAACAUGGCAGUCUGCA
Messenger RNA from Cimex lectularius (bed bug), 1206 nucleotides. RefSeq names its product putative odorant receptor 69a. Gene Ontology annotation, cellular component: plasma membrane. The transcript has 8 exons. Gene Ontology annotation, biological process: detection of chemical stimulus involved in sensory perception of smell; sensory perception of smell. NCBI's taxonomy places the organism in Eukaryota, Metazoa, Arthropoda, Insecta, Hemiptera, Cimicidae. Gene Ontology annotation, molecular function: odorant binding; olfactory receptor activity. The record is from RefSeq and is a predicted model, not a curated record. The coding region runs from base 22 to 1170 and encodes 382 amino acids.